This is a messenger RNA of Aplysia californica (California sea hare), 2538 nucleotides long. Its product is annotated as fibropellin-1. NCBI's taxonomy places the organism in Eukaryota, Metazoa, Mollusca, Gastropoda, Aplysiida, Aplysiidae. The record is from RefSeq and is a predicted model, not a curated record. Gene Ontology annotation, biological process: establishment or maintenance of epithelial cell apical/basal polarity; heterophilic cell-cell adhesion. Gene Ontology annotation, molecular function: calcium ion binding. Gene Ontology annotation, cellular component: plasma membrane; protein-containing complex.
GUGCGAGAAUGACAUUGACCUCUGCAACGCCAGCGGGCCAGGAGGGGGCGGGAGUCUGUGCGAGAACAACAGCUCGUGCCAGGACCGGGGCUACGACUUUGUCUGUGACUGUGGCGGUGCUGCCUUCACUGGGGUCUUCUGUAAUGUCUCGUUGGAGCAGAGCUGCUCAGGACCCUCAUAUCCUUGUGCCAACGGUGGCUCGUGUGCCGACACCACCACAUCAAUAGGAGGCCUUAACAAUGUAUCCUCCUUCACCUGCACUUGUCCGGUGGGAUUCGAACCCCCACUGUGUGAGCGUCAGAUAGACUACUGCAGCAUCUACGGUGUGGUGUGUAGCAGCAAUGGCAGCUGCACCAGCCACACCGACGCCACCAACUACACCUGCGACUGCUCGGACACUGGUUACAUGGGGGUCAACUGCACUGACGUCGUCGACCCGUGUGUGGGAGUGGACUGUGGCAGUGGCACGUGUGUCAGCUCCGACACAGGCUCCAUGUGUCACUGUCCAGACACCCUGACGGGUCCUCGUUGUGAGUCACGAGUGGACAACUGCGCCAACUCUUCCUUCUGCCAGCACGGGAAAUGUUUGAACAACCACUGUGACUGUACCGGGUCUGGAUAUGUGGGAGACCACUGUGAGAUUGAGGAAAACGAGUGUAACAGAACGGUCCCUGUUUGCCUUCACGACGGAGUAUGCACGGAUCGGGAGGGUACCUUUGACUGCAACUGCACGCUGGGCUACGAAGGACUGACAUGCGCCACUCCAAACUGCACAGCUGACAUCUGCCUGGCUGGUGACUGUCGCACCAACGCCACCGACUGGUAUUGUGUGUGCCCGAAGUACUAUGAGGGUUCGCGAUGUGAGACCAAAGGGCCGUGUGCCGACGAACCAUGCGACGCGAAUCAUACAGACGUGUGUAUACAAUCCAUCCCGGAUAAUAGUUACAACUGCUCAUGCAUUCAAGGCUGGGAGGGCAAGAACUGCUCCGAAGACAUAGACGAAUGUAGUAUUGUGGGCGCUGUGGACUGCGGUAACGGCACGUGUCGGAACCUGCCAGGCACGUUCAGGUGCGAGUGCUUCCCUGGCUUCACGGGCGCCCAGUGUGAGCAGAACAUUGACGAGUGUCUGCUGGAGGAGCGAUGCUUCAACGGAGGCCAGUGUCGGGAUGGCAUCAAUUCCUUCACGUGCGACUGUACCGGGACUGGUUACCAGGGAGACAACUGCUCUGCAGACGUGGACGAGUGCCUGCAGGACCCCCCGAUCUGCCACCAGGGCAACUGCGUCAACGGGCCGGGCAACUUCACCUGUAUCUGUGACAUGGAGCUGUACCUCGGGGACUUUUGCCAGCUGGACAACCCCUGCCUCAACGUGACCUGCAUGAACGGCGGCUCGUGCCAGUACUCGCUCGUUGACCAGCAGCAAACUAGCUUCAUCUGCGAGUGCGCCGACGGUUACGACGGGCCCAGCUGUGAGAAGAGCCCGGUCAAGUCCGACGAUGACACCGACCUCAUCCUCAUCCUGGUGCCGAUCCUGGGCGGGCUGUUGUUUAUUGCUUUGAUAGUGGGGGCCAUCUGGUUGCUGAAGUCAUGGCGGGAGAAGCGAGCCAGCCACGGCGUGUACAGCCCCAGCCAGCAGGAGUCGUCGGGGUCCAGGGUGGAGCUAGGCAAUGUGCUGAAGAAACCACCGGAGGAGAGGCUGAUCUAGGCCAGCCAGGCUCACUUGACAGUUGUGUGUCUGUGUACAUAGUUGUGUGUGUGUGGGUGGGUGGAUGUGUGUGUAGUGUGUGUGUGGGUGGGUGGUGUAUGUGUGUGGGUGUGUUUAUAGUUUAUGUGUGGGUGGGUGGACAUGUGUGUGUGUGUGUUUGAGGGUGUUGAUAAAUGUUUGAGAAAGAAUGAUGGUUUUCAGAAAGACAUAGGGAGACAGUUGAGAAAGACUUCACAGAGAGAGAGAGAGAGGCAGUGAGAGGUAGAGCGAGAUGGAGAGAGAGAGAAAGAGAGAGAUAUGGGAGAGAGAAAGAGAAAGGGGAGAGAGAGUGAGAGACACAGAGAGAGAGAGAGAGAGAGAGAGAGCUGUCUAUGAGAGAGGAAUUGGCUUAAUGUGUACCUGACCAGUGUGUUAUUUAGCUCAAAAUGUAUGGUUUUGAUUCAUGCUAUGUUUUGUGAUCAACCGUCUUAAUAAAUGGACACUUCUGUAUUUUUGCACUUGCCAGAUGAGUGGUAAAGUGAGAAUGUGGGUGGUUGGAGGGUGCCACUGGUAGAUAGAUAUAAUAUAUAAAUACUUUGACCACCUGGUAGAUAGAUAUGAAUUCUUUUACCUCGAUACAUUUUUUCCCUAGUCCUUUUUGUCUGACAGUCUCUCUUGCUUUUUUUUUCUUGAGCUAGAUGGUCUUCAUUCUUUUGAGAUGUGCUUUUCUUCUAUAUUCAAACUCAAUCAAAGAAAAUGAAAGUAAUUUGUGCACGUGUAUGUGUCUACCUGUAUGUACUUGUGUGCGUCUGUAGGCACAUAUAUUUUGUCUUCAUGCCAUAAAAAAAAAAAAA